This is a messenger RNA of Thlaspi arvense, 258 nucleotides long. NCBI's taxonomy places the organism in Eukaryota, Viridiplantae, Streptophyta, Magnoliopsida, Brassicales, Brassicaceae. The record is from the annotation of a GenBank genome assembly.
AUGAUGGCUUGCCUAAUGAUGUUUUGGAGAUCAAGAACUCAAUUGUCUGCUAAAUGUUCUGAUGAAGAAGGAAUAUUCUUUGGUAAGGGCAAUGUUGGAACUUUUGACAUUGGUCUAGCAGCAAUGCUUAGAGAGUUUUGUGUCGCCUUGGACACUAUUGAUUGGCCAGAGCGUAUAUAUAUCAUCUUUUCAUGCAAAGUUGUUCUUUUGUCUGUCUCCGUCACAACAAUUGUUGUUUCUCAGUUAUACUUAAGAUAA